CUGGGCGUAUUUUAAUUCUGUAGCAGCCAGUGUGUCGUUCGGUUUAGGUGGGAAAAUAGCAGAGCAGACAGCCUGACGCCCGCUAUUUCUUUUCAGUAUAGUAGUGAAUUAUAGAUGUUUUUGGCGCAAAGUUGUCUCAAUACUGUUUAAAAAUGAGUUUCGAUAUGGCAAACGCUGAAGAUCAGCAGCUUAACAAUAAUAUGAAGCUAAUAAAAUCGAAUUUGUGCUAUUUGCUUGAUUAUGAAGAGCCGCGUGCCGCAAGGCAUGCCGCUUGCGACGAGAGCAGUGCUGCCAACGUUCUGCAAGAACUCAAUCUCAUAGUUAACGACUUGACCUUGGAUGCAAAUGCGCCCCAAUUCGAGUUCCAUCGUUAUGGUUGCCCCCAAACAGAGGCCAUGCAGAAGCGUCUGGUCAACCUAAGCAAUAGCGGCGCCAAAAAGAAGUCGAAUUCAAAUGCCUCAAUUAGCGCAGAAAACAAUUUAGUUUCGCGCCAUAUACGAGAUCAACAACAGAAAGAGAACAUACAAAACAGAGAGGAAUGCGGCUCAUUCGCAAUUGAGCUGAACGGUGAUUGCAUCGAACGAAAUCCGGUACUGCGUUUAAUGACGAUAUUCAAGUCGCUGCAUGAGCACCUCAAUACCGAAUUGCCAAGCAAUCAGUUAAAUUCAAUGCCAUCGGAUUAUAUAUUCGAUUUGCCCAAGAAGUGUUCGCUGCCAUCCGGAUGCAAUGUGCGCCAUCAUGCGCAGGUGCUGUGCACCAAACUGGAACGCUUCCAUGCACGCCAACGUCGCAUUCUGGAGACGAAUCGUCACUUUGACUACACCAGAUAUACCGAGUGCGAUGAGCUACUCAAUAAAGUCUUCAAUGACCUACAGGUUCUCAAGGCGUUCACUAAAUUGGAGCUACGUCAACGUGCUUCGCAGCUUCUUACCAAAGUGGCUUUGGACAAUGCUGCACAGUUGGAAAAACUGCUACUUGAACUGCUUGAUCAUCUUAAAGCUGCUCACAUUCACGUAUUUAUUUUCAACUGGGAAAUGGAUCUGGAGUAUCGUUACUCCUCGGCCAUGAAGGCGACGCUCCAUGAAACCAAUAAGAGAGUCUUACAAUUGGCUACAGUCGAGCUUCAGGCUCCAAGGGCAUUGGACUCCGUGGAGCAAAGAAUGGUUGAACACUAUCAGCUGGGCAACGUUAUUAGCUGCGCUAAGCAGCACGAAGACUUCCUUACUGCAUUGCUGGAGUCGCCAGAAAACUACUUUCCGCCAGAAAUAAUAGGCCUGUGCGAUCCCCCAAAGAUUGUCCGUAAUUUGCCGCCUAAUCCCAAUCUUAAUGUUCAUGCACGCUUGCAGCCGUUGGACUUUGUCGGCGAAUUGCCGCCCUUAUCUCCACCAAGGGUCAAUCGUCGCUCACAUGUACCAAGGAUUAAUCGGGCUUAGAAAUAAUAAUCAAAGAAUGACAAAAAUCUAAAUAUUUACGCUUGCAGGAAAGUGGCUAGAUGCUAUAAGAAAGAACAAAUUUUAAUUUGAAUGAAACUUUAAUUAUAUU
Molecule: messenger RNA, 1542 nt
Organism: Drosophila grimshawi
Lineage: Eukaryota; Metazoa; Arthropoda; Insecta; Diptera; Drosophilidae
Gene: bam
Product: protein bag-of-marbles
Exons: 3
Coding region: 153-1433 (426 amino acids)
Source: RefSeq, a predicted model, not a curated record